GGUUUAGAGGAGCGUAUCUGUGAAGAUCCAUGGUGAAAAAGGCAGGACAAGCUGAAACUUGUUUUCAUGAAACUUGUUUUCAUUGUCGAUUAAAGUUAGAAAGUUAAUUUAUUAAUGGGGGUGACUUGAACACAUCGGUAAAAGUAUCAGUAGAAACAAACAUAAUUUACCUCUAUAUCAUAAACAUUAAUUUUACCUCUAAAUCAUAAACAUCCAUAACAAUAUAGCACUGUAUCAAACAUAUCAAUUAUUUCAGUUUUAUGCUUAGAAUACUCUUUUAUGUUUGAGUGGAAUUUCCCCAUUUACAAGUUCAAGUUACUCUGUGCCCUUUGGUUCAUGUCAUGAAACCCGUUCUUAUUUUCAUUUCAUUCAUCAAAUCAAAUACGAUACGGUGCAGUGCAACACGUGCAACAAUGCCUGCUGUGGCGUAUUGCAAAGAUAUCAAUGUCUUUAUGACAUUAAAGGCAUAUUCUUUUGUUUAUCAUAUCAAAUGCAGCAGUUUUUGUCUCCACGAAGACAUAUAUUUAUUAUUUUACUCCAACGAGGAAGCUGCCCAGGUGGAGUGGUGGAGCUGGUGCAAGUUCAUAACAGAGGAUACGCCCAGAUUUGCAUACCUCUAGGAUGGGAAUGCUAGCUAUCUUGUCUUUUAUGGAGGCUGAGAGAAACAGAAGUAUGAAAGUGAAGAAGUCCAGCUAUUAUUUUAAUGGAGGCCAAGAGGAAGACACGAAAGUGUGGGCAACCUACUCGUGGAUUCCAUUUUUGAUGUGUAUAAUUGUGCCGAUUUCUCUCAAGAGAAUGAGUUGGUCAGAGUCUAAAGAUGUUCUGCAAGGAGGUCAGGACAUUGUGAGAGGCAAGACUGGGCAAGAUAGACUUCAAACUGAGCUGCUACGUGGGGGUGUUUUUUGUUAUGAGACAUCCAUCAAUGCUGAACCUACCAGAUUGAAAGUUUUUCCAAAGCAUGAUCAAGUUCCUUUCCACCAGAAAUGUACAGGGCAUGGGCAAGGCAGUCUGGGGGAGAAAGGGACCAGAAAUUCUGAAAACACUUAAUAUCAAAUGUGGGAUGCUUUGACAUGGAACUGUGCUCAGGGAGAUUUGAUGAUUGCUCUCUUGACUUAUGUGAUCUUGGUGACAUGUGCCUGGAUGUCACCCCCUUCAUCUUUGUGUAGUAGUAGCCGAGUUCAUCAACUUGUUCCAAGGCCAUUGAAUUCAGAUGGUCAAAGCUGACCAAGGCAUUCACCCCUCGUCCAUCCUGUCUAUUGAUGUUCAUCAGUUUUCAACUGGCCUUGACAGAUCUUCAAUUCUUUGACUCCAGCAGUAAAUCUGACGGAGCUCUGUUUUAUCUACACAAUCUUGUCAAUGAUUCAUCAGUUCUCAUGUUUGCAUUUGGUUCAGCAUGUUGAGGUUUAUUUUCAUCCAUGUGAUCCAGUUGAUAAUCCAUCAGUGUAGAAUCAGGCCAUCAAGUAAAAGAUGAAUGUCAUUCAGGUUUGUUAGUAUUGUCUUCCACUACUGCUGUUCUUGCAUGAAAUGGAGGUUAUGAAGGUUUUGAAAACCGAACAUCUACCAACACAAACAUGUUCAUGACAUCCAGUAAAUCUUCAUAGUACUGGUGUAUGAGGGAGUGGAUGGUAACACCAAGUCUAUGGGAACCUCAAGUAUGGAAUACUACUCUUCAUUCUAUUGUUUGGUACAAAGCUGAAAGACAGCAAACUCUUCUCAUUCUGCAAGAUAGAGGUACAGGUAGCUCAACUGGAUGAGAUACACAUCUGUAAACAAGCAGUUGCCACUUAACACAGUUACUAAUCAGUCAAGGCUUCAUGUUCAGUGUUGACUUGUGGUUAUCUAUUUUUUGUUGUAAUAGACAAAUUCUAACAGAAUUCAUAUUUUUGUGAAUGGCCCUCGGUUACACAUGUCAUAGUUGUGUGCUUGGCUUUUUCUAAGUGUUCACCUUUAACCUCGGCAAAAUAAUCUUUGAAUGGGGAGGGGGUCUACUAUAUACUAUAUAAUCAAUAGAUCCUUUUAUGGAGCAGAUGUUUUGCUGAUUAUUUUGUUUUGAAUAUCUGAAAUGUUAUCUCAUUGCAAUGAUUAUGGCAGCCAUUCUUUAUUUUGCUAAUUGAUCUAUGAAGUAAAAAGCAAUAGAUGAUAAAUAAGAAUGUAAAAUUAACAUCUUUUAUUAUAAUGGCAAAUAUAACUUUGUUAUAUUCGUUUCGUUCCAGACAGCCUGGACGGUGGGGUAUUGUGCCACAGGUAUUAGAGCUUUAGAUUGUUUUUGUUUUGCCCUGUACAAUUGCCAGCAUUGAGCUUCAAAUGUUGUUCUUCCCAUCCUCAAAAUCUCGACAAGAAAGUGAUAAAUGCAGCUUCUAACUUAAUUGGCCCCCUUUCCACAACUUGCUGCCUCAUCAAACAAAUAAUUUACAGGAUUUGGCAGACUCUCUGCGGCCAUGUUAAAACUGCAUUUUCUAGUAUUUUUUUUAAUGUAUGGGACCUGGGUGUUUAAUUUUGUGGUGAAUGGACCUGCAAAAUCGUCUCUACAGAAGCAUUGUUUGCUAUUCUUGAAGAAAGAAGUAGGUCCUUUAGGAAGUGCAGGGCACUUGCUAGUGUAGUGUAGCACAGGAACGUUUUGGGUGGGGGAGGAUCUGUUACUUAACAAUAUAAAACAGUGCAGCGGAAGGAUUUGAUACAAAGAAUCCCACCCUGUCCGUCUACAGAGGUAGAAAUUUGAUAUAUACUCGUGUUGUAAUUAUUUUUAUAUGUAAUAAUCACACAUCACAGAAUCAACAACAUUCACACUAUGUCAUUAACUAAUGUAAAUAUAAUAAAAUAAACUAACAUACACACUAUAUAGGAUGUGUGUUCCUUUAAUUCUAAACUAAUAAAUGAACAUUAUGUAAAUGAUAUUUACAAAGAUAAGAAAAUAAUGUAACGACAAGUUACAUAGUUAUUCAAAAUGAUGUGAAUGUAUAGUUCAGAUGAUACUCAAAGCUUAAUUGACUGAAAAUUUCUUAAAAACAGUUGUCAAACACUACUUUUCAAGACUAAUCAUGACAUUAAAACUAACAUAACAUUGAGCAUGUUGAGGGUCUCAGUGCAGAAAUAAAUUAAGGACGCUAUUUAUGGUCGGGUUAAUCAUUGACCUAAGAAUCAGGAAAAUCUGGAAUUAGUGAAGGAAGAUGCUUUCUCUCCAUCUCAAGAGUUGUGAAGAGGAUGCCUCCAGUGCUGUAUAAAGGUAUUUUCAAACAAUAUCAUUAUUUUGGGGAAGAGUUGUGUAUAUUUUAACUAGUGAUAAUUGUUGAUCCUUGGUCAUCUCUAUAACAAAUAAAAACCAGUAAAAAUUAAUUCCUCGUCCCUUUAGGGUAGCAAAGAUAGAAGAGUCCAUAAAAUUUUCCUCUAAAUACUCCUACGUCAUUCACGUCAUUAUUUCUAAGAAUAAUGUCCACCAGACCCCGAAUCACACUACCCAGAACUGACCACAGGCCCGCUUAUCCGCUCUCUCUCCUCCAGUAUGUACAAAUGUCACAAAAACUCUGUUCUGACCAUCUUAUUCUGGAUGUUCAGUAUCCCUACAAAGGGGAGGGGGUGGGGGUAGUACUUAAAACAUUUAGCAUCAAAAGGGUGCUUCACUAUGUUGAACUAGAAUAAAAGACGCAACUGCUGAUUUAUGCAGCCCAUGAUAAGAGUUACCACAACAGGUUUUGGAGCUUUAGAUUGUUUUUGUUUUGGCCUGUACAAUUGUCAGCAUUGAGCUGCAAAUGUUCUCCUAUCGCAAAAUGUACAAAGAAAUGUCGAAUGUAGCGGAUCAUUACAUUGGCACCCUCAUCAACAUGCCUCAUCAACCAGAUAAUUUACUUGAUUUGGCAAACCCUCCGCAGCCAUAACAAAAACGAGGCAUUUUCUUGUAGUUUUAAAAUGUAUGGGACCUGACUGAUUAGGAUUAUGUGGAUAAUGGACCUGUUGUGCGAAAUUGAAACUAUAGUGAAAGGAUACAGGCUUGGAACACGGUCUAGAUUGUUGAAGAUGUUGAAUUCCAAGUCCUUCAGCAAUCUACUUUGGUUAUAAUGUUCCCUCUCUCAUCUUGCAGCUUCCAGAUGAAGUUCUUGUUGGCAAAGUGCUGCAGACUUUCCUUCCUCAGGUACAUUGAUCUGUGUUUAAAAAAUGAUAUGAAAUAAUGAUUUUAAUUCGUACAUCACCAAAGUACAUUCUCUAAAGUCCGAAAUUUUUUGAACCUGGAAAUAACACUUUAUUUCUAUAAAAUAAAAACAUGUUACCUGUCGUAUCAUCAAAUUUUUGUUCUGGCAGGUCCAGCACAGGUCUGUGAUAGGUUGCUAACAACAAUAUAGGGUAAUGACUAUCUGGCUCGCUUAUUCGCUCUCUCUCCAGUAUGUACAAAUGUCACAAAAACUCUGUUCUGACCAUCUUAUUCUGGAUGUUCAGUAUCCCUACAAAGGGGAGGGGGUGGGGGUAGUACUUAAAACAUUUAGCAUCAAAAGGGUGCUUCACUAUGUUGAACUAGAAUAAAAGAUGCAACUGCUGAUUUAUGCAGCCCAUGAUAAGAGUUACCACAACAGGUUUUGGAGCUUUAGAUUGUUUUUGUUUUGGCCUGUACAAUUGUCAGCAUUGAGCUGCAAAUGUUGUUCUCCUAUCGCAAAAUGUUCAAAGAAAUGAUGAAUGUAGCUUAUCAUUACAUUGGCCCCCUCAACAACUUCAUCAACAUGCCUCAUCAACCAGAUAAUUUACUUGAUUUGGCAAACCCUCCGCAGCCAUAACAAAAACGAGGCAUUUUCUUGUAGUUUUAAAAUGUAUAGGACCUGACUGACGAGGAUUAUGUGGAUAAUGGACCUGUUGUGCGAAAUCGAAACUAUAGUGAAAGGAUACAGGCUUGGAACACGGUCUAGAUUGUUGAAGACGUUGAAUUCCAAGUCCUUCAACAAUCUACUUUGGUUAUAAUGGGCCCUCUCUCAUCUUGCAGCUUCCAGAUGAAGUUCUUGUUGGCAAAGUGCUGAAGACUUUUCUUCCUCAGGUAUAUUGGUCUGUGUUUAAAAAAAGGAUAUGAAAUAAUUAUGUUAAUUCUAAAUUCGUACAUCACCGAAGUACAUUCUCCAAAGUCAGAAAUUUUUUGAACCAGGAAAUAACACUUUACGGCAACAUAAUUAGAGAAAGGUGCUAUAACGCUCACAAUGGGCAUAUGAAAUUAAGCAGUCCAUUGGCAAGCAUUAAAAAUAUCAAAGUAAUACACGCCAUUAAUGCAAAACCCCAGAAGGUCAAAAUCAGUAAACAAAAAGUGGAUUUGAUAUUGGUUUUUCCCAUGAGAGCAUUAACUCCCUAGUGAGCAAUGAGAUCAAUUGCCUUGUCAAAUGAAGUGUAAUUCACGGAACAUAAAUCGGAAUCAAUGUGAUCAUUAACCGAAGCCCCAUGAGGAGAGGAUAGAUGCUGAAUAAGAUGGAAUUAUCCCGGAUUUCGCUUGGGGACGAGCCCUACCGGGGAGCAGCGGAAGUUAUUGAAAGGCGUUCGGUGUCUAUGACAGCCCAGGAACGAUGUGUAUGUCGGGCCUGACUUAACCGAAAUUGAAUGUCAAAAGCAUGCCAAUUGAACCCUCCAAAACGCACUAAAGAGCGAGCGAUAUCCAUAUAUUUGAGGAGCUUGUGCUCACACAUGCAGUGCCACUCCAAGUAUAUGGACGUAAAUAAGGAAAGCAGAAGUCCACUGCUCUAUGCUAGCGAUUGCUGGAGCCUUGCUUUAGUGGGCUAAGUAUUAAAGCCAACCCGGUGGCACAAAGGCUGAAAGCCUGCAACUGGGAAUUUUCCUCACUUAAGCUUUCCCUCUUUAGCAAUCCUAACUCCACAAACCCUUCCAAAUCUUCUCCUUAACACUAGAAUGCACCUCACCGCCCAAAACAUCACACACGCAGAUAAGCAUAUCUGGCUGCGUAGGAAAAGGAGGGUUGAGGGCUGGUGUAUUACUAUCAUGACUAUAAAGCUCCUCAGCCACAGGGGCAGGAGGGAUGGAAGGGGGAGCUUGAGAUUGAAUUUGGGAAAUGACCGGCUCUUGUGGAGAAGUUACAAGAGGCCAGGAACCCCCAUUGCCCCGAACUCACCGUUGGUCGCUGAUGCCGAACUUCCAGCAGCUGGACUUCCGUGUUGAACUAUAAACUUGGCCGAGGUCUGUCUUGAGGUGGACAAGAGCAGGCUGGCUGGUGGCAUCCCAGACUGAACGACGAGUAGAUUUCCUCUGGUUGGACUUUUUGCUUGGCUUAACCUUCGGCAUGAUUGGAAUAAUGCAGGGGAGGCGAUGAAAUUGAUAAGUCUUGAGGUUAAACUGUGACUCCCAACAACUGAAAAGGCUAACAAACGGAUAACACUGAUAUGCAGAUAUGUUCCCAGAUAAGGAAAAUAGAUUUUUAAAUGGGAAGCGUUCUCUAAGAGCUAGGAAUGGGUUAAAACGAUAACCAAAAAGAUCACAAAACAGCGAAAGCGUCUAUGCCACUGACACAGUUUGUUACAAGAAAUUUCAAUACAGGAAAUAUGUUGCACAAAACGGGUGAACUGAAAUGGAAGAUGCUUUCCAAUCAACUCUAAGAAGAAGAAUGCUAACUAAUUAAAUUUUGGAUUUCGCCCCCUUCCGAAUUACCACGUCUGCUAAAGCGACGUAGCAUUUUUUAGCCACGCCUCAUGAUGUUAAAAAAAUAUCAAAAUUCGCUACAAGCAGUCUUUAAACCAUCAGUUUAGAAGUACAGAACUAAUACAUAAAUUAUGUUUAUACCUUAGCCUUCGUAUCACAUGUAGGAAGAAGCUUCACAUCAGCAGACUUCACACAAGGAAUCCUUCCUGGUAGUAGAAUGCAAUUCUGUGUGGUUUAGUUCAAGAUGAAACGAACUACACUCUUAACCUGAUCCAGGCACAAGGAUUUUUUUCAUGUCUGCCAUCUCGUAAGAAACAAAGUGAAAAUAUUCAUUUGCAUAAUUUCAGCAUUCAGUGAUAAAAUAAAAAAUAAAUGGAAAUCAAAACUUCUUGUAUUAUUGUCUAUAGAGUUGCUCACAUACUCGUAUGACUAAAACAAAAAUGCUAUGGAUGAGGAUUGAAUAAAUGCAGUCCAAAUAAUAAUAAAAUGAACACAUUGAAAACUGAAGAGCAUGUUAACUUUUACUCUUGAAAUGUCAACCAGAUUUUGAUAGUUUUUUAAUAUAAAAAAAAAGUAAAUUACCUUAUUUCUUCCUGCAUGGAACAAGACCAUGCUUCUGAAAUUGUUGUGACCGAGUGAACCAAUGAUUACCGAUAUCCAUGAGGUAGGAGAAGACAUUUCUGCAAACUUUUUUGUGUCCAUAGUUUAAGCUUUUCAUCCUAACCUGCUUGCGAGCUUGUGCUGUCUUCUUGGAUCUUGCCGUUGCUUUAGAGGUGUUGAGGGAUGAAGCAAUCACACCAAGGAGAAAGUGUCGUGUCAUCGAUGAUUAAAGGACCCUCGUCCACCAAUUCUUCCUUGAACACUUUCCAUAAAGAUUUGUCAAUCGGUUCCCUUAAUCCGCGCCGAUACUUUUCGGUUCUAAAUUUGACAUGGUUGUAGGCAUUUUUAUAGUUUAAAAGAGAACUGGGGGCCAUGAUUCCAAACCAACGGUCGCUCCUCCCUUUUUCCAAACGGGUAUAAUAGCGCCGCUUUUUGGGCUUUUCAAGUUUUCUCCACAGGUUGUAACUCUUUGGAACGGCCAUGCCUCUUUCCACCAGUCUCUUGCGUUCUUUGAGGUUUACAUAAGGAUAAUACCCAAAUUCUUUUAACUUCCAAACAUCCUCUGGACUUGCACCCUCCUCCCCCUCCUCUUCCUCCAAAGGGGGAGGGGUUACCAUCCUAUCAACGGAAGACAUUGCGUGACCCAUUUUUACAAUUUUAAAACAGAGCAAUUACGUCAUGCGACUGUUCGGUACUCAGGUAAAAACUAAAAUGAAAAUGGUUUUUAUUUUAAUACACUUUUUACAACCCGCCCGCACAAAGCACGCACACACAAACGACACGCGCGCUGCCGGAACUAUUUUUCUCUUAAACGAUACCGAUAGGCACCUCUCUAUGAGGUCUGAAGCACUAAGUCGCUUGAAUAUAGGCAAGUGUAGAUAAAGAAACACCACAUCAAGGUAAUGGUCUUUGUCUACCAUACUGCCUUUAUUUUUGUACUCUCACCAUUCGCCGUCUGGGCAGUACUGAUGACGCACUCCUUACAUAUCUUAGAUAAAACUUCACAAUCUAAUACCUCCCCAGUAUCCAUAGAAAUUACCAAUGCCACCCCAUGAUUGGAACGAUGGCCAUGCCUAUGCCAUGUCCCAUCAAAUGACACUGCCAUUUCCACCACAUUCCCCUCAUGCUGCCGUCUUCCUCCAUAGCAGCCCUCCAGAGGCGUUGGGCAGCUUCACACAUCUGUUGCUCACAAACCUAGAAAGCAAAAGGAGAGAAAAAAAAGCCUUGUAUAAAUACUAGCAUGUAUGAUGUCCCAAUUAAUACCUCUGUAGACUUUGAAGAGAGAUGAGCCAAAUGGGUCUGAAAACUGUGGUCGGCCACAGGAGGAACUCCUAAAGAGAGUAUGAUGAAUAGUUUAAAACUCCAUAAAACUUACCUCCUGGACAUGUAUGAGCAUUGCCAAGAGCAGCUGCCAGCAGUCCACCAUCAAUGAGAUAGCUGCCCUCUCAAGCUGCACAUGAUGGGACUGGGAUCAGAAAUUCCAGCCUGAAGCUUCCUUACCCACACUGGAUCAUUUAUUGGCUCUUCUUCGGUCUCCUGUCCCAUUUUCUGCCAUUUAACCACAUGAUGUGGUACCCCCCAUGAACCCCUUUCUUUUCUUAAUAUAUCCUUGCCUCUUAGGCAUCUUGAAUCUUGACGAUAUUUGCGAUUAUAGUGAUGAUGAAUAUGUGAGUAUGAAGCUCUCCGGAAUGUGGUAAUACAGAACAGAUGGCAAUUGUAAUCCUCAGGGGUGUUAGAGUUCAGAUUUUUUUGUUUUGAUUUUCAGCUGAAUUUCAGCUUAUAUUUGGCUUUCCUCUGUACAAAAAGUAUGGGAGCUCUUUCUAUUUCAGACUUAUUCAAUACCUUUCAGCUUUUUUCAGAUCUUUUUAUUUGUGACCACUCACACCCCUGAAUCCUAGAGGGGGUUAUCUAAGGUCAAACACCACUUAGUCUUGUAGUUCAGACCUCUCUCUACAAAAUGACAUUGGUCAAGAUUGUUAAAAUUGGAUGAAAAAUAAUACUUUUUAUUAACAAUUGAAAAUAGGGCGAAAUCACAUUACGGAAAUUCAUCCAAGGUCAAUAAAAAACAAUAGAUAAGUUGACUUUUAUCUCACACUUACAGGAUGAAGCUGACGAUGCUUUUAAAGGCUUUUGUGAACCUUUGUAAUUUUUAUGUUAAAUAACGCACUAUUCAUAUAAAUAUAUAUCAUAUUUUGUACUUGGAAAAUUGCAUAUAUUUUGUUAAAUCUGUAUCACUAAAAACAGAACAUUUGUAUCAUCUAUGAAUAUUACACAUUUUUUGAAAGUUUGUGUAUUUUAUUUACUAUUCUUAAUAGAUGAAAUGUUUUGUUGUGAGAGAUGCUUAUACUUUCAGACAGCCCUGUUUGUUAUACAUGGAUGUUCUGAAGAACAGCCUUUGGCUGAUGUAUAUCUACCAUGUCAAAAUAAAAUAAAUGAAAAUUAAAUAUCAAAGUAUAUACUUAUAAGAUGGUAUAUGUAGUAUAUUUUUUCUAUGUAAAGCUAUAUUUUAAAAAUAAAAUGUUGAAACUGA
Lytechinus pictus (painted urchin) is the source of this 9742-nucleotide messenger RNA. RefSeq lists its product as uncharacterized. Bases 622 to 1047 code for a protein of 141 amino acids. The transcript is spliced from 12 exons. The record is from RefSeq and is a predicted model, not a curated record. Lineage: Eukaryota; Metazoa; Echinodermata; Echinoidea; Temnopleuroida; Toxopneustidae.